Molecule: messenger RNA, 1563 nt
Organism: Orycteropus afer afer
Lineage: Eukaryota; Metazoa; Chordata; Mammalia; Tubulidentata; Orycteropodidae
Gene: LRRC56
Product: leucine rich repeat containing 56
Molecular function (GO): protein binding
Source: RefSeq, a predicted model, not a curated record
CCCAGCACGGCCCGCAUCCGGGUGCAGGAGCUGAGCUGGCCAGGCCUGCACAACCCCUGUCCACAGAGCAAAGGUGCGGGCAGCCAAGGAGGCAGCCGUGAUGAGCAGCUGCUGGGGGAGGACCUGUCCCCUGCCCAACUGCAGGCUCUGGCCCAGGUGGACGACCUGCGUAUGGUCAGCAUGCUGGAGAUGUGUGUGGACACUCGCAAGAACAGCCUGGGGAACUUUGGUAUACACCUGCCCAACCUGAGCCAACUGAAGUUGAAUGGCAGCUGCCUGGCCUCUGUGAGAGACCUAGGCACAUCCCUGGGCCACCUACAGGUGCUCUGGCUGGCUUGCUGUGGCCUGCCUGACCUGGACGGUAUCAGCUCCUUCCCAGCCCUGAAGGAGCUGUAUGUGUCGUACAACAAUGUCUCAGACCUGAGCCCGUUGUGCCUGCUUGAGCAGUUGGAAGUGCUGGACCUGGAGGGCAACAGUGUGGAGGACCUGGGCCAGGUGCACUACCUGCGGCUGUGUCCGCGGCUGGCCACGCUCACCCUGGAAGGCAACCCGGUGUGCCUGCAGCCAGGCCCUGGGCCCUCCAACAAGGCACCCCAGGGCUACAACUACAGGGCAGAGGUACGGAAACUUAUUCCCCAGCUGCAGGUCCUGGACGAGGCCCCUGCCACACAGACGGGUCUGCCAGCAGCCGGGACACUGAUCCAGGACCGACUCCUGGUGCAGCAGGCCAUCAGGGAGGGCAGCGUCCUCGAUGGCCCUCUGCCCGGGCUGGAUCGUCCCCAGGGAGCUCCCAUGUGGCGAUUAGGCCCCAUGCUGUCCCUGCCCAAGGCCCAGACCCGGCCCCCCAGACCCUGGCCCCUCUCCCUACUGCUUCCUGGGGGCCCUCUGCCAGAAGGCCUGCUGCCCGAGGACCCGGCCCCAGCAGAUGACGCUAGCAACCUCACGCAUGGCACCAGCCACGUACUCUGUGGGAACCCCACCAAAGGCCUGCGGGAGCGGAAACACCAGUGCCAGGCCUGGGUGCCUGCACCCCUGGAAAAGCUGCCCAGCCAAAGGGCUGCCACAGGACCGGAUCCUACAGACUGCCCUGAUCUCCUGGCCUUGACCAAACUCCGCACCUGGAGGGAGCUGUGCCUUCGACACCAGGAAUCCCCAAAGGAUACGACAGCAGCACCCCAAGGUCCACCAAGGGGCCCGGAAGCACAAGACGAUAGGGCUGGGUCCCAGGCUGCCCCCGGGCCUCCCAGCCCAGACCCAGAGCUCUCUAGGGCCUUGGGCUGUAAAUUGAUCCCCUCGCCCCCCAAGUACCCAAUGCCACCGGACUCAGGCCCUAGCCCCUGGGGGCCCACAGAACAGCACUUCAGGGGGCGUCGGCUCAGAGGCCUGGGACAGGGGGUCGCAGCUGUGACUGUCCUCAGAGCCCUGGAUGUGGCCUCCGACCAGGGCCCAAGAGCCCAGGGGCACUCUGCGCCACAGCGAGUCUCGGAUGCCGCAACUGGACCCCAAGGCCUGCAGUGCAUGCUGGCCCCAGACCCCAUCACCCUAACCCAUGCCCAUCCUUAG